GCAGUGCGGGGCGGCGGCGGGCGGCGCGCGGGGCGGAGCGGGGGCGCGCACAGGAGCUGCGGCGCGAGCGGCGGCGGGCGCGCACCGAGGCGGCGCCGCGUGUCCCUCCGGCCCCAGCAGCGCGCGGGACCCGGGCCCUGCGCCCUCCUCCGCACCGCGGACAGACCCCGCGCCCGCAGCAAAAUGGGGAAACAAAAUAGUAAGCUGGCCCCUGAGGUGAUGGAGGAUCUGGUGAAGAGCACGGAGUUCAAUGAACACGAGCUAAAACAGUGGUACAAAGGAUUUCUAAAGGACUGUCCAAGUGGUAGACUGAACCUUGAGGAGUUUCAGCAGCUCUACGUAAAAUUCUUUCCAUAUGGAGAUGCUUCUAAGUUUGCCCAGCACGCCUUCCGAACCUUUGAUAAAAACGGAGAUGGGACCAUCGACUUCAGAGAGUUCAUUUGUGCCCUGUCCAUCACCUCACGAGGCAGUUUUGAGCAAAAGCUGAACUGGGCCUUCAACAUGUACGACUUGGAUGGUGAUGGUAAAAUUACAAGAGUGGAAAUGCUGGAAAUUAUAGAGGCCAUCUACAAAAUGGUGGGCACUGUGAUCAUGAUGAAAAUGAAUGAGGAUGGGCUGACGCCUGAGCAACGGGUAGACAAGAUCUUCAGUAAGAUGGAUAAGAACAAAGACGAUCAGAUCACACUGGAUGAAUUCAAAGAAGCUGCAAAGAGUGAUCCUUCCAUUGUAUUACUCCUGCAGUGUGACAUUCAAAAAUGAGCUUGUGUACGAUGCGUCAUAGACUGCACAGAAGUUUAAUGUUCCAUUCAGUUUGCAGCUAUUUCCACACACACAAAAAUUUGCUUGGACUACCUAUAAAUGGACUUGCUUCUUGUGUUUGAAACACUUGUGUGCAUGAGAAUGUCAUUUGCUAAAGAAUUUUAAAAGUAUAUAUUAUAAAAAUAAACUGCCACAACGUGAUGUGUGCAAUGUCAUUUCACAACAACCCUCUUCCUCUGAAGCCUGUGCAGCAGGCCUGUGCUGCAGUGAAUUAUAUUAUUUAUUGUUCAUGUUUUACUGAUGCUAGCUCUGUGUCUCCUAGACUGAGUAAUGUUAGUGACACUGAAUAAUUCCCAUGGUAAUGUUAACUGUUUAUUAUAAAUCAUGUCACCAUUCUGCUGUAAAGUAGUACUGGACAGACAGAAGGGAAGAGCUUCUCGGCUCCCAAGUCUGAUCCACACGUGCUUGUAUUGUCAGUGGAUAUAAAUGUACUUCAUUUGCAUGCCUUUUAGGUUUGCCUUAAUUCUUACCUCAUUUGCAUCCCUUCAAUCUGGAAAGAGCUAUGUCAGAGGAAUGCAGUAUAUUAAAAAAAAAGAAAAAAAAAAGAAAAUCCUGCUAAAAUUAACCCUUUAAUUAAGACUAUAUAUAAAUAUAUAUAUAUAUAAUGUUUAAAAUAUUGUUUUAUUGCAAGUUUAAAGGUUUUAUUGGAAGUGUAUUGAUCUUUGCCAGAAUUUUCAAAAGCUUCCACAGAGGUUGCAAUAUAUAUGUCCCAAAAUAAAUUUAUAACAUUUGACCUUUUCCCCUAAUUCUUAUUUCAUGUCUACAGCAUGGAAAUAAAAAAAAAAGUUCAAUCUCUUUAAUUAUUUGUCACUGUACACUGGGAAAUAUGUAUUUCAUUACUGAAGCAUAAAGAAAACUACUUUGCACUCAUUCACUAGAAGAGUCAUAUUAUACAAAACCAAAAGUUGCAGUUUUUGUAAUUAGGGAUGGAGCAGCUGUUGAUGCUCUAAGAUGCUACUGCUAAGAUUUACCAGCAUAGCUACUAAGAUUUACCUGCACUGCUUUUUAAGCUGUGUAAGUGAAAUAUAAUUAAUUUGCUCGGCCUAAA
Messenger RNA from Parus major (Great Tit), 1867 nucleotides. It is a transcript of the gene VSNL1, whose product is annotated as visinin like 1. Bases 184 to 759 code for a protein of 191 amino acids. The transcript is spliced from 4 exons. The record is from RefSeq and is a predicted model, not a curated record. NCBI's taxonomy places the organism in Eukaryota, Metazoa, Chordata, Aves, Passeriformes, Paridae. Gene Ontology annotation, molecular function: calcium ion binding.